Messenger RNA from Motacilla alba alba, 3971 nucleotides. RefSeq names its product RNA binding motif protein 11 (gene RBM11). The transcript has 5 exons. The record is from RefSeq and is a predicted model, not a curated record. The coding region runs from base 1062 to 1784 and encodes 240 amino acids. Gene Ontology annotation, molecular function: single-stranded RNA binding. Gene Ontology annotation, cellular component: nucleus. NCBI's taxonomy places the organism in Eukaryota, Metazoa, Chordata, Aves, Passeriformes, Motacillidae. Gene Ontology annotation, biological process: regulation of alternative mRNA splicing, via spliceosome.
AGGUACAUAUUAUAAAAUUGGCUUUUCUCAAAUAUUUAAAUGGAUUCCAUAUGUGUGAUGUUAAAGUAACUUUGUUAUAAAGAUACUGGUUUUAUUUCUGUUGUUAAUUAAGCUUAGACAUAGUAGUGAAAUAGCUAUGCUUGUGUUAAAAUGCCUGCUUGGAUGGGAUAACAUCCAGUGAACGCAGGAUGAGGACACCUGCUAUUGAUACGCCAACUAUCAGCACUCACUGCAGACAGUGUGGAUUUCUUGAUUAUCUCAUCUCUUUCUUGAGCUAGUUAAAAAGUAUCUUACAUAGCAUAGUUUCUAUUUUAACAUUAUGUUAUAACCUAAAACUACGUUUAACACACUACUUAAGAAAAUUAAUUUUUUCUGGAAAGCGACCUCAUGAGGUGACGACAUUAAUAUGAACUAUGGUUGGAAGACUAGCCAGCCAGUGAAGCCUCAGAAUUCCGGAAUGCACCAUCUUAUGGACCAACAAGCAACCAGGAAAAGGACAAAUCAACAAGUGGAUUGAGAGCGCAGCACCUGGUGUCCUUCUGCGAAACCCCCCGGGUCCAAGGAAACAGCCUGUGCUGCAGGCAGUUUGUCAGUUUGUAUCUCUGUCUUGCCGCCUAGGCCCCAGGCUGACCCUGAGGUCUCCUCUUCAGUUGUCUGGAUUUUUAAUAAACAGGCCCGAGCCUUUCAAAAGAGCUUGGCCUCAUUUCGCCUGUUUAUAUCAGCCAGCAUUGUAACACAGUGCAGAAAUAGGUUUUCUGUAUGGCUGGCAUGGAGUUCUAUCUGAUAAAACCCUCUUUGCUCCCGAGCUGAGCACUUGCUCUGUUUGCAGCCUCUUCUACAGCAAGGGCUCAUUGCAAUGGUCAUAGCAGGAGUGGGUGGUGUGAACACACUUAUUUAUACUGGUCUGGGAAGGUGCAUUGUUCUUCCAGGCUGGUCAGUUUGUUUUGCACCAGUCAGUCUUGCUAGAACUUGAGAUUCAGUGGCAAAAACAGAAGAGAAAAACUUCAUGUUCGUAUUUGCCAUCGUCACUACACAGAGAAUGAUUGAGCGCGGUGUCGCAGAUGUUGGCUUUGGUGUCACAAACACGCGACGCCUGCCCUCCCGCGUUCCAGUGUUGCCAGGAGCUGCGCCUGACCCCUCACAGGAGCCCUGGAGUGCAGCUUCCCUGCAGCUGGGACGCUCUUCUCGCGCUCCCGCAGGCUCCCGCAGGCUCCAUGUCAUCGCUGGGGCGGUCCGAGGCGGCGGAGCAGACUCUGCUCGUGGGCAACUUGGAGAGCCGGGUCCGGGAGGAGAUCCUCUACGAGCUCUUCCUGCAGGCUGGACCAUUAACCAAAGUGAUGAUUUGUGAAGACAAAGAAGGAAAGCCUGAGUCUUUUGGCUAUGUCUGCUUUAAACACAAAGUGUCAGUGCCUUACGCAAAAGCUCUGCUGGAUGGAAUCCGUCUGUACGGGAGACCAAUUACCGUGCAGUAUUGGAGGGGGAGCUCUCCCUCACCAGAACUAGACAGUUGUACAGAUGGUUUUGAACACCAUAUUGACUUAGAGUCUCCUGCAGACAGGCAUCGAGAGCUUUCUGAAAAUUCUCCAUUUCCUGUUACUCCUUUGCCAGUGAGCAACAGUUUACUUCAUGAUCACCCUGGCUUUCAAGAGGUGGUAUAUAGCUUAAGAAAGCUGAAAACGGUGAAGUCUACGAAACUCUCUCCUGAACUGUGUUCCCAAUGGUGGGACAAGUUGACCUCAUUGGACUACGACCAUGCAAGCAACAGAUUCUUCACAUAUAGCUAAUAGGGGAACCUCUUAGUUCUUCUUCUCAAUUCAGAAAUGCCCAGCAGAAGUUCUAAAAUGUGCUAAAACCUAAUCUAAAAGUCAGUGAAUCACCAAUGCCCAAGUUCGGGAAACAACAGUCUGAGGGUUUCUGGCCUAAACCUUCACAUGCCUGUGUAGGUCUCUCCUUCAUGAUUUGCUUUCACAGCAGUAGAUGACAAGAACCCACACUUCACUUCCCCUCUACAAGACUCUGGUGCAUCAGCCCAUUAUCACCCUAAGCUCUUCUGCCUGAGAUAUUCCACAAAGCAAGGAAACUGGUCUCUUCAGGUGGAAAUCUGUUCAUCAAACCUACUCCCCAAACACAUCAUGAAGCUUCUGAAUCUGGUGAGUCUGUGGACUGAUAGGACUGAAGAAACCCAGCCUUUACUGUGAGGUACCAGCAGUGGACAGUCCUGCUCACUGGGUCUGGGGACUGGCCAGCCCUUGGAACUAUAGAAGGGGCAGUCUGGAUCAGUUACUCUUGUUGGCUGCAGUCUGAGCAGGAAAACGGAGAGCAUCUAUUUUCCAUCUAUGGGGUGGGGCCUGCUCUCCCAUCAUCCCAUGCUGUGCCCUGGGAAGAACUGGAACUUGUAUGAAGUUGCCCAUCUCCUCUACUCCCUUUUGAAGGCUCAAGUGCACCAUCUUACCCUCUGUGCUUGCUGAUGAACCUGCUUCUCAGUAACAAGGCAGUACGCAGCACACACAACCAACUUCAUCCCAUUUUCUGCUUGCCAGAGAGGAUGGUAUUGCAGCGUGUCUCACAUGAUAGUUUGUUGAAGCUUCAGCAGAAAGUGGUCUCGUCACUUGUAUGCCUCAACAAAUCUACCUCACCUUACCUUGGCAGGUUGCCAGGCUGGUUGCUCACUUGGGAAUCUUUCAAUGUCCUUGUUGGAAUGCUUUGUUCCACAUCGACUUUAAAAUUCAUUAAACCAGGUUUGAAGAACUUGCAGAUGUGCAUGCCUUUACAGUACCAGCAGCACUGCAGUUACAAAGAUUUAUCAAAUAGAGAUGAAGAAAUGAAUACCGUGUUUGUUUACCUUAUGUGAGGAAUAACUGGCAAUUUAGCCUUAAAUCACGUUGUCUCUGUUCUAACUUUGCCAUGAAAAAUUUGUCUACUUUUCUGAACUAUACUAGUUGUUGUCAUAAAAUAGCUUUACUCUCAAACAUUCUGUGUUAUUUUAUAGUUUGUUGGUAUUUUAAUUGAUUGAGGCAGGAUGCAUGCAAAAUGAAGUUCUUUAAAAUUUCCUCUUCACAAUGGAAACAACUCAAGUUUCUAUUUCUCUAAAUGUACCAUGUUCUGGCAUAGCAGUAUACAGUACAGAGUCCAAUGGGUUAACAAUUUCUUUAUUAGCAAUGCCUUCAGACUUAUCCUUUUCUCCCUAUCAGAAUCAAACUGCACAAGUCAAGACUGCACGGAGUUAUCCUGAAUUGCCACAUCCAAGUGACUGUGAAGUUCACCAAGAGGGAUGAAAGAAAGAGAAAAUGGCAAAGUUGUGACAAUGACUAGUACUGAAGAUAAUUAAAGGAGACAAAGACAGUGUGGCCAAAACUGGUGGGGAAAAAAACCCCAAGAAAAAGACAUAUUAAUACUGUAUAUUUUUUAUUACUAUAUUUCCUUUCAUCUUUGAACUUGAUUAAAGAAGGAAUGUUCAAGAUUCAUAGUAUUUUUGGAAUGCAUUCUGCAUACAAACUUAGAAUACCCCGAGUCAGAAGGGUCACGUAGUCCAGCCGGACCCUUACCCUCCAUGCUGUCCCCCUUCCCAUCCCCUCCCAGCACACCAGCCCCCUGGGGAACAAGUGCUCCCCAAAACCCUACCAGAGCCCACUGAAAUCGCAAGCUCUGGCUUUUGUGCCCCUUCUACACCGUCUGCCACAACUGAAAGGAGUCUGGCUGGCUGUACUUGCAAUGGCCCUUUAAGUAGCUGCAAAUUUCACGGGCUCAGCUACAUCAACCUCUUACCUUUACUUAUCCCCAAUAAAAGGCAUUGAUUUGAAAUAUAUUCACAGAAUACUUAGCUGGUGGUUGGAAAGGAGCUUUGGAGAUCAUCCAGUCCAAUCACCCCACCAAUGUAGGGUCACCUGGAGGGGACACAGGAACGUGUCCAGGUAGGUUUUUGUCUUGAAUCUGGAGAAGGAGACUCCACAGCCUCUCUGGGAAGCUGUCCC